Molecule: messenger RNA, 798 nt
Organism: Candidozyma auris
Lineage: Eukaryota; Fungi; Ascomycota; Pichiomycetes; Serinales; Metschnikowiaceae
Exons: 1
Coding region: 1-798 (265 amino acids)
Source: RefSeq, a predicted model, not a curated record
AUGGCAAUUCACAAAUCUAAUCAGAUCAAUCUUUCGGUAAUCGUGAGAGUGAACUAUUUAAUUUUUCACCUCAAAAAGUCUCCGGAUCAUGAGAGAUUGUGGCGUACUGAUAACGCAUACUUUAACUAUUUUCAGCUUCUCUGCCAACUCUCAUCAGCGGUGACAAGAGCAGCUGAAUUCACCAUAUCGGCUAUAAGCAAGUUGAGCAAUAGAUACUACUAUGCCUGGAGAAUCACUAGAGGGCAAACGUAUUUAUUGAAGACAAUCACGUUGACUCAAUUUUAUGAGGACAACUACCUCAAAGCUUCCCAACUAUAUUCGAUCCGAUACACCUAUGACCAAGUCAAGGUGUUGGUAACCAUUUGUGAAAGCACAUUGUCAAAAUUCUCGAAAACAGAAUUCUGUACUUAUGGCUUUACUACAAAUAUGGAUAAAGAUUUGUAUAGAUCUAAGCCUUACACAUCGGAGACUUUGCAGUCGAAUUUAGCAACCGACUCCUCGACUGUACCACUGAAAAGCUCAACGAACUCCGAAAUCGAUAAAAUUUGGCUUCAAGUUUUAUCACUCAAGCAUGACAUGGCAUUGGCGGGGAAUUCUCAAGACGCAAUCGAUUUUAAGGCACCGAUAACACCCACAACAAAGGGUGCAGAUAAUCGUGAUGAACUGGUAACACAGGACAAGGACAUGAUGAUUUCAGAUCCUUCUGCCGAUUUAGAGCGCUUUGGGUAUGAUUUAGAGAUGGCUACAGCAUUUGAUCUUCUCAGUGAAAUGCCAUUCGAAGAGAUGCUUGAUGUGUAA